AAUACGAAGUUUCGAUGACCGCAAAUGACGAUUUGUAUUGAAAAGCGAUUCUUCAACCUGAAUCGGCUACUUCUGCUUCCUUUCGGCUUGUGGCCUGGCAAGAAAACAAAAUUCACUCUUUUACAGGGGACGUUACUUUGCAGUUUUCUGAUGAGCAGCAUUGCAUUUCUGCUCUCAAGACUUUUCAUUGCAGAAUGUAGCUUUGACUUUGUUGUCAGAAUUUUCUCCUCUACGACAUUUUAUGUCAUGCUCGCGAUUCCGUCUAUCUCAUUUUGGAUUAACAGGAGAAAUAUCAAAUAUUUAUUGGACCAAGUACAAUACAUCUACGACCGGCUAAAAGAUAGAAACGAAAUUGCUAUUUAUGACAAAUACGGGUACAUUGCAAAACAUAUUACGAUUAUAGUGACAGUACUUCUUGCAUGCGGCUUAUGCUUUUCUUUUGUUAUCCUAUACUGGCCGUAUGUACUUGAUGCCGUUAUGCCAAAAAAUGAAUCUUACGCACUUCGCACGAUGGAAAUUGUGACCAAGUACUUCAAGGUCUCAGAGAAGUAUUAUGUUUUAGUUCUUGUGCACUUGAACAUGGCCUGUUCUGUAGGGUUGAUCACACUGAUAGCAACGGGAACAAUGAUGAUGUCGUAUUUCAAGCAUGCGUGCGGAAUGUUUGAGAUUGCCAGUUAUCGUAUUGAACAAGCAAUGGCAAUCGAGUUGUUACACAUCUUUGACAUGAAGAAUGAAAUUAUAAUUUACCGGAAGAUAAUCUGUGCCGUGGACAUACAUCGUAAAGCUAUGGAGUUCGCUAAAUGUUUUGUAACUAGUAUUGAAGGAUCAUUUUUCGUUCUGGUAAUAACAACAGUGCUUUGCAUGAGUUUCAAUCUUUUUCGAGUAUUUCAAAUUGAGUUACCUAUGGAGAAGAUGGAGGAGGUUUUAUUACACCUUUUGUCUGUAAUGCUCAUUCUGCUAAUCAUGUUCUUAGCCAAUAACACUGGACAAGAAAUUAUAGAUCAUAGUAAUAACGUGUAUGUAAUUACAUAUAACAUUUCAUGGUAUUUAGCACCGAUACGCAUACAAAAAUUGAUACUAUUUCUAUUACAAAGAAGCAAUAAAAUUUUCACCCUGAGUAUCGGUGGAUUAUUUACGAUAUCAUUAGAAUGUUUCGCCACACUGGUUAGUGCAUCAAUGUCCUACUUCACCUUCAUGUACUCCAUGCAGUAAUAACGAGUACAUAUUUUGUCUGAUAGUAUAUUAGAAUACAGUAGUAAGCAGAGAAAUAUUGUAUUAGUUGAAAUAUUUGUAGAAUCACUAACAGAACUGACGAAAGUAAGGUAUUUCUCAUGCUUAAACAUAUGGGACAUUACUUAAAUGAAGUUUACAUAACGUAAGUAACGUGUCAUUAACAGCCAAACUUGUAAGUUCUCGCACUGUUUAAAUGAGUGAGCAGCAAUUUUGCAAUUAUUCAUAGAUGUUGAUAAUAAAUAUUUGUGUGAUCUAUGCAUGUAAGAAACAAUAAGAUAUCAAGGAUUGAUAAAGAAAAUGAUAAUUUGUAUAAUAAAAACUUGAACGUAUUUGAGGAUACUGGCUGCAACAAUAUUGCUAUUAAGACAAGAUUAAAUAAGAAACUUUUGUUACGUUAGUAACAACAAAGAUUUAUUCAAGAAAAUGUAAGGCACCACACAAAGAGGCCAGCAUUUUAACAUGCGUGAUCGAUCAAUGGUAUAUGUUCAAACAAAAACUGAAGGCAUUUUAUUUGAUCAGAGAGAGAAAGAACGCAUUAAAAUUUAACACAUAUUACUGGAAUAAAAGAAAUAAAAAGCAGUGAGUUACACUAGCAUCCUAUUAAAAGUUUGUCUCAUAAAUGUUUUUUCAUAGCAAAUAAACAUCUAUAGAAUUCUUUUCGUUAUCAAA
Messenger RNA from Ooceraea biroi (clonal raider ant), 1902 nucleotides. RefSeq lists its product as uncharacterized. The record is from RefSeq and is a predicted model, not a curated record. NCBI's taxonomy places the organism in Eukaryota, Metazoa, Arthropoda, Insecta, Hymenoptera, Formicidae. Gene Ontology annotation, biological process: sensory perception of smell; detection of chemical stimulus involved in sensory perception of smell. Gene Ontology annotation, molecular function: odorant binding; olfactory receptor activity. Gene Ontology annotation, cellular component: plasma membrane.